AUUUUGUCAAUUUCCAGAAAAACAUUUGAUAUUUUGGCAAAAAUAAAAAAUUGCAUCUGACAAUCUUGAUUUAGAAGACAGAAGGCCAACAUAGUCUCUCUAAUCUGUGGUUCAAAUUAUACCUUGUCAUUAUAAACAAAUAUUAUUCUGCUAAUAAGAAACCAAAAAUUAUAUAAAAAAUUGGUGAAAACAAGCUUUUUUCGCGAGUUUUUCUUUGUAUUUUAUAGUAAGAACUUUUUCCGUUUUCUAAACAAUGGAAACUCAAACUUGUCUGUUUUUGGGAAUAAAAGUAAAACCUGGACCAAUAGAACGCAUUAAAUUGGAGAAUUUUGGUCUAGAUAAUACUGUGGUACAUUUAAAAACAGAAGCAGAAAAGAAAGCUAAUAUACCAUCUGCAUCUCUUGAAUUAAUACAUCAUGGAAAAAUACUCAAAGAUGAUGUCACUCUUCAAGAUAGUGGUGUGAAAAAUGGGGAAAUGAUUCAUGUUGUAAAGAAGAAGGUUCCGUCAAGCUUGCUUCCUCCUCCAACAUUCACCGAUUCUGAAAUACAUCAGUUGAAUACAUCAUUGAGGACUUUGGGAUGCACUCCUAAUGCACCUGGCUGGACUAGAGCUAUGCAGUUGCUUAAUGAUGAGUCUGCAAUGGCCGAAAUUAUGGAGCAAGCACCAUCUCUAGCAGAAGACUGUGUCAUGUUAUCCAUUUUACAUGAAGUUGAACUGUUAGCAGCAUUAGGUGCAAAUGAACAGACUAUGCGAAGAGGUGCAAAUGCCCAUCCAGAACUCCCAGCUGCUUUACGCCACCUGACACGUCUUGUACGAGCACGCUCUAGUACAGCAUCGACUAACGACAAUGUGCCAACAUCUGGUUUUGCAUAUUCUCUAGAGGCUUUGUCUGAAGAUGAAGAUGGAGAUGAGGAUGACAAUGAAGAAAGCGAGAGGAAUCCAAUUACACAGGAACAGUUAGCAGCUGCUUUACAGGCCGCUACAGAGGCAGUAUCAUCAUCAACCAGCAGAGGUAGUGGUCAAGAGAGCCUGUUACGGCUGCUCCAAGCUGCAGAUCAAUCUACUCGCAGUACUUCGUCUGGUACGGAGACGGGCACACCAACCGCUUCAGGCACAAGCCGUUCCGUAAUAACACCUGAAAUGUUUAGAGAUGCUAUUUCGGAAGCGAUUGCUUCCAACAGAGGAAGCAGCACUAGAGAAUCUGCGGACACACCGAUGGAACAAAGCACUGCAGCCUCGUCAUCCCAAAGUCCUGUAGCACGAGACGAAGACUUUGUAGCUCAGUUACAACAUAUGCAUGAAAUGGGGCUGUUAGAUGAUGCCCUCAAUGUUCGCGCUUUACUUAUUUGUUCAGGUGAUGUAAAUGCUGCAAUAAAUUUAGUAUUUAGUGGGGCGAUCGGAGAUGAUUAAUUUAUGCGUAUAUGUAAUCUAGAUGAAAUCAUAUACAUAUUAUAUAAAUGACAAGAGCCAUUGCAAAUGCGAGAUGAAGAUAUACAUCUCUCAUACAAGUAUCGUACAGAAAAAAAGGACUAUCUUAUUGAUCUGGAUUGUUACAUAUUAAAACGAUGUAUUUGGUCAA
Molecule: messenger RNA, 1580 nt
Organism: Galleria mellonella (greater wax moth)
Lineage: Eukaryota; Metazoa; Arthropoda; Insecta; Lepidoptera; Pyralidae
Product: ubiquitin-like protein 7
Exons: 8
Coding region: 254-1411 (385 amino acids)
Biological process (GO): ubiquitin-dependent protein catabolic process
Cellular component (GO): cytosol
Molecular function (GO): polyubiquitin modification-dependent protein binding
Source: RefSeq, a predicted model, not a curated record